AUGGCCCCAACCAAGCGCUCCUGGGAGGAGGCGAAUGCGGGCUCCGACCUCGAUGCCGCCAGUGUGCUGCAGGGUAGUAGUAGCAGGCAUGGGUCGCAGCCCACGCGUCCCCUUCACGUUGCUGCGGCGGCCAGCGAUGCAUCAGCAACGUCGCCAACAGGUGCGGUCCCCGCGUCACAACAUGCCAGCAAUGGUGGCAUGGGUGGAUCGGCCUCUCAGCAUGUUCCAAUGAUCUCACGGAAGAUCCGCGCAUGUGCCAGCUGCCGCAAACACAAGAUCAAAUGUAUCAUGGACGAAAAUGCCGGGCCUCCAUGUAAGAGAUGUGCCGAGAAGAACCUGGGUUGUGUGUUGAAUAAAAGUAUUCAAACUCUCAUUACUGAGAGGUCAAGAUCAUCUUUGGCAAUGGUCCAUGACUUGGAAAUCAUCCACGCAAGUCUUGACGAGGUCCUGAAGACCUUACAACUUCCUCAACUAGCAAAGCUUCAAAGCCCCACACAGAUGUUGCUGUCUCCGAGUUACGAGGAGCAUUCAGAAGCUCGCAUUCCUGAUGAAUUUGGAUUAUCCCGGGAUAGUUCCCCAAAGCCUUCCCCGGAAGACGAACACGAGCUUCCAAAGGUCCCUAUCAACUCCGUAUACCAAUUAACAAAGCUUCGAGCCCUACGUUCUCCAGAUCAUCUCGAACAGAACGAAGCACCAAGGCACCCCUCAGCAAAAGUAGAUGACCUCGUUUCCAGAGGGAUUCUAUCGGUUGAAGAUGCCGAGCGUCUCUUCACACUAUACAAGGACCACCUUGAUCCCUUCAUGUACGGCAUUGGUGGACGAUAUGAAACAUUGGAGACAUUACGACAUGGCAGCGGGAUACUGACUGUGUGCAUCUUUACUGUUUCUGCGCUGCAUGAUCCAGAAAGCGACAGGAUAUACGGAGAGUGCCGGCGUCUGUUGGCUUCUUCUAUGUUCGAGCGCCGGAUCGACGCGGACUAUCUGAGGGCAAUGUGCAUUGCUUCGUACUGGCUUUCCGACAUAAGCUGGGAGGUCUCAGGCUGUGCGAUAAGAAGAGCGGCUGAGUUCAAUCUCAUUAGACAUUUCAAAAAAGCGACAGAGGAAGGCAGCGAGGACUCGGCGGAUUAUGUGCGACUAUGGUACGUGCUUCACAUCUGCGACCAGCAUUUAUCAACACUAUAUGGACGGCAACCUAUUAUCCGAGAGGACUUGGCGAUCCAAGGCUGGAAAACAUUUAUGGCUCAAUCUCCCCCAAAGACCAUGUCAGAAGACACCCGGCUAGCCAGUCAAGUGGCAUUGGUAAACAUCAUCCACGCCAUUCGUGACUUAUUUGGGCCGGACACUGGCGACCCGGUCCCUCAAGUCUACUCGAUGCAAAUCACACAAUUCUCUCGCCAACUCGAUCAGUGGGUUGGUCAUUGGUCUGGAGCAGUGAUAGAGCACCACGAACGAAUUGGGACUUUCCCCCGCAAGGGAGUCCUCCUGCACUUCCAUUUCGCCAAAUUACAUCUUUACUCCCACGUCUUCAGGGGUCUUCGCAAAAAUCCAAUCCCCUCAUACUUCUUGGAGCCAGCCUCCUCGGCAGCGGCAGCAGCGACUGCUAUCAUUGACCUCCUGAUUGCAGAUGCUGACAUUCAGCCGGCACUCGCAGGGAUGCCAUCCUAUAUGCAUUCAAUGUCAGGCUUUGCCUGCAUGUUUCUUGCUAAACUUGCCAUGAUCCAUGGCGACCAAUUAAUCGAGAGGCAAAAAGUCGUGGAUUCAAUCACACGACUCGCGGGGUUCUAUCGGUCGACACCAGUAGGAAAGUGGCACUUGGUAAAUCUUAUGGCUGAUGGCUUGGACAAGAUUGUGGAGACACUGCGGGCAACCGGAACAUCUAUGUCAAGCGCACAGCCUCGUCUCGAAUUGGCAACCGCCGAAAGCGAAGGAGGAGACUUUGCGAGUCUCAUGAACCCUGGCUUCUCUGGCGAGUCUGCUUUCAGUUUUGACGCAAACUUUCUACUUGAUAGCAACAUGAGUCUCGGGGCCCCAGAACUGAUGUAUUUCAGCAACGGCACUAACAUGUCUGGGAUGACUGACAACUUUAGUCCUGAUAGUCUCUGA
Molecule: messenger RNA, 2103 nt
Organism: Diaporthe amygdali
Lineage: Eukaryota; Fungi; Ascomycota; Sordariomycetes; Diaporthales; Diaporthaceae
Exons: 6
Coding region: 1-2103 (700 amino acids)
Biological process (GO): regulation of DNA-templated transcription
Cellular component (GO): nucleus
Molecular function (GO): transcription cis-regulatory region binding; zinc ion binding; DNA-binding transcription factor activity, RNA polymerase II-specific
Source: RefSeq, a predicted model, not a curated record